Saccoglossus kowalevskii is the source of this 1624-nucleotide messenger RNA. Its product is annotated as transmembrane protein 216-like. Gene Ontology annotation, cellular component: ciliary transition zone. NCBI's taxonomy places the organism in Eukaryota, Metazoa, Hemichordata, Enteropneusta, Harrimaniidae. The record is from RefSeq and is a predicted model, not a curated record. Gene Ontology annotation, biological process: non-motile cilium assembly.
AUGGCGGUCCAAGCGAACAGAGGGAAAACACAAGCAAUUCUAUCAUCUCUUCCGUUACAAAUUUUAUUUUAUUUAAAUGGUUGGUAUUAUGUUGCAUUCUGGGUAUGUGAAGCAUUGAUUUUCAUCUAUAAAGGUCAGCUUUUUCCAUAUCCACAAUCCAACAUAGAAGGUGAGGUGUGUCUACUCUUUCUAAUUAUUGGAGUGGAGUCUAUAAGACAGGUACUUGGUAAGAAAGGCAAUCUGACAGAGAGAACUAUAUCAUUAUUGUUAUCUGUGGUGUUAAGUCUACCAAUGAUAUUUGCACAUGUCUACCUUUUGAUCUGGCAGACCUACGUACUCAGAGCUGAAAUCAUAUUGAAUUCUAUCCAAUUAGUGUUCCUGGGAUUAGAGUUGGUCUUUUCUAUCAUCGCUAUCAUUACCUUUGCACGAGCUGAUACUUACAGUUAAACAAGAUUUGGUCUGAUUGCUCUUAUUUAUACAUGCGACUGUAAAUAUGUUUUGAUAAAAGUACAUCAUUUGUAAAUAGUUGGUAUUUUUUAUGGAAACAGGACAAUGUUAAAACAGAUUUAGAGAUAUGUCAACUAUCACAAUGACAAAGUAAAUGAAUGCAAACAUUCAGUGUAUCGGCUGCUGAUACAAAUAAUGUCAUUUGUAUAUCGUUUAGUUUGGCACACAAACCGAUGAUGUCAUCAUUUAAUGGAGUAUAACAGAACUGAUGAUGUCAUUGUUUUGUGGGACAGCACAUAAAAUAACUUUAAAUAUUUUACAAAUAAACUGAUUAGACAGUAGUUUGUAAAUACCGUUAGAUUAGCGAUUUAUUUAAUCCUCAAUAACAAUUGAUUCAAUUUAAUUAUAAUGUUAUCCUUUUUACCACCAGUUCUCACUUUUCAUGACAAAUUCACAAAAUAGUCCUGUUUAUAUUCUGCACUUUCCAUAGAUUAUUAGAACAAAAUAGCCAAAUAUUUUGAGAAAAAAAUGAAAAUUGACUCAAAUUUUGCCUGUUGGCUUUAAAAGUAGGGUUCAAUUCCAGAAAUAUUGAAGAAUAUAACAAAAAGUACAGAAAAAGUUUGGCAAGAAAGUCUGGUUGUGAAAAGGUUAAUAAAUAAGAACAAGUUAAUUUAUGGAUAAGCAGUUAUUGAAAGUAGUGCAAUUUUCCAUCAAUCAAUAUUAUCAUAUUUGAUAAAACUCAGCAGAACUACAUCAUUGUAAAGGUAAAUAAUUUAUAAAGAUAGUUUUCACCACAUUAAGUAAAAUUAGGGUUUGAAUUCUUGAUGUACAAAUGUAUAAACAAUGUAUUACUUUGCCCCUACUGUAAAAAGCUGUAUUAGAAGCAACGACUUCUAAUUAAAUUGUCAAAGGCUUGGAAUGUAUGAAAAUUACUUAAUAUCACAUGGUUACUCAUUGGAAAUCUUUUAACCAUGCAAUUCUCAUUUGAUUAUGGCAAUGAAUUUAUAUUUUAUCAUUCUGUUUAAUCAAUCUAGCGCCCUCUAUAGUUUAGAAUGUAUAAUAUCACAUAAUUUUACAUUUGCAUCUUCAUACCUAUUUUUAAGAUUGAAAAUAAUUUAUUAUGAAUUAUCGGAAAAUAAAAAUUGGAUUAUUGAUUAAAUACAUUAUUUUAAAAAAA